UACAGUUGAGGAAAAGUGUGGUCGGCAGUCGCCCAGCAGUCAACCAACAGCAUCAAACCUCCACAGACCUCGCUUCUAAGGGCGGAGCCCCAGAAGCAGCUUAAACUCUCACCGCCCCUCGCGCAGAGCCUGCCGGGAGUUGUAGUCCAAUGUCCCGCGGCUCCGGUGAGUUGGACUACAAUGACCAGCAUGCCCCGCGCUUCUUGCCCCUUCCCUUUCAGCCUCGGGCGCUGGGGAGGCUCUGCAGACCUGCUGAUUGGGAACCGAUAUGGCAGCGACUCUAGGCAGCGGGGAGCGCUGGACCGAAGCUUACAUUGAUGCAGUUAGAAGAAACAAAUACCCAGAAGAUAGACCUCCUGAAAGUCAUGACCCUUGUGGGUGCUGUAACUGCAUGAAAGUGCAAAAGGAAAAGAAGUCUGAGCAUGAGUGGAAUCCAACCCGACAGGGUGAGGGGAGUGCCACUUACACUGAGGAACAGCUGCUUGGGGUACAAAGGAUCAAGAAAUGCAGAAAUUACUAUGAAAUUCUGGGAGUUUCUCGAAAUGCCAGUGAUGAAGAGCUUAAGAAAGCUUACCGAAAACUCGCCCUGAAAUUUCACCCUGAUAAGAAUUGUGCUCCUGGAGCAACUGAUGCUUUCAAAGCAAUAGGAAAUGCCUUUGCAGUCCUGAGCAAUCCUGACAAGCGACUCCGCUACGAUGAAUAUGGAGACGAACAGGUGACUUUCACUGCCCCUCGAGGUAGACCUUAUAAUUAUUACAGGGACUUCGAAGCCGACAUCACUCCAGAAGAGCUAUUCAAUGUCUUCUUUGGAGGACAUUUUCCUACAGGAAACAUUCAUAUGUUUUCAAAUGUGACAGAUGAUAGCCACUAUUACCGCCGGCGUCACCGACAUGAGCGGAUGCAGACACGGAAGGAAGAAGAAGAAGAGAAGCCUCAGACUACAUAUUCUGCAUUUAUUCAGUUACUUCCAGUUCUUGUGAUUGUGAUUAUAUCUGUCAUUACUCAGCUGCUAGCCGCUAACCCCCCAUAUAGUCUAUUCUAUAAAUCGACCUUGGGCUACACCAUCUCCAGAGAAACGCAGAACCUGCAGGUGCCUUAUUUUGUGGACAAAAACUUUGAGAAGGCCUACAGAGGAGCAUCUCUCCGUGACCUGGAGAAGACGAUAGAGAAGGAUUACAUUGAUUAUGUCCAGACAAGUUGUUGGAAGGAGAAACAACAAAAGUCGGAACUGACAAAUUUGGCAGGAUUAUACAGAGAUGAACGACUGAAACAGAAGGCGGAGUCGCUGAAACUUGAAAACUGUGAAAAACUUUCCAAACUCAUUGGCCUGCGCAGAGGUGGCUGAAAGGAUGCUAGUCCUACACCGGGUUGGGGUUUUGCUACUUGUUACUAUUUAUGUUCCUAAUUCCAUUUUAUAAUACAAAAUUAGGAAAUGGCAAACAUUUUACAACUUGCUAACUUUCGUGGGCAGAGUUGAAGGCACUUGAGCAUGGAGCCAGACUUGCCAUCACAGAAUCCUUCCUGGGGAUUGGCUCCAGGGGCCACGAACAGUUCACCUGAAUUGAAUUAAAAGCAAAGCGUUUGAUGCAGCUCCCCCUGCUCCAUGCCUAUCCUGCCACUAGGAUUGUAGUUCAGGCAUCCCAGAGCAGGUCCACGUUUUCUUCCUCCUUCCCUUCUUCAGUUAAGUCUGGAUAUCCGUCGUUCCUAGGCAUAGCCAAAGCAGCUUCGCAUUAGUUGUUUACAGUGUACACGGAGAAUGAUAGCUCUCCCUUCCUGUGAGUCCUCAUGGCUCCUAGCAUUCAGCCCUUGGAACAGGUGCCCGCCCAACUUUGCAUUUUCUAAGGGAAAUGAGAGAUGUUAACUAUUACAGUCAAUGGUUUUCCAUUGCCUAUCUCUGUUCAGAGUUACUAGCAUUAGCAAACUGCCUGAUUUGAGUUUCUUUUACUUCCUUAACCCUCUCUCUUGUGAGAGAGUCCAGAAGGUAAAAGCCACUGGGUAAAAGAAACAGUUCCAUGGACAGCCCAGCAGCAGAAAGCAGGGACCUGGGGAUGAAGGUAAAACACAAGCCUGAGUCUCAGCUUCUCGGUGCAGGUUCCCGAGGCCAUCACAGAAUCUGGAGAAUAUGGGUAGUUUUUUGCCAUUUCCUCUUGCAGCAUCACACUUGACCGGAGUCCCUACACCCCACGCAAGUACAGUGGUCAGACCUAAGAGCAGGCAUUGCCGGCCAACCAGACUGGUUGCUCAAGCCUAGAGCUAGAGGGGAAAGACCCUCUUUCCAUUGCUUCAGAGGUCAGUGUUGGUCCCAGCCAUCCUGGUCUUUAACCCAGGGCCCCAUCGCUUGUGAUAUGAGAUGCCUUUUCACGUAAUCAACAUUUAUUGAGUGCCUAGCGUGAAGCCGGAGCUCUCACAUAUAUUUUCUUACUUUAGCCUCCUCACAACUCUGUGAAGGAGACAUGUUAUCCCUUUGUUUAUGAAAGAGAACAUUAGCCCAGAGAGGAUGAAUGGUUGACCCAGUCACAAAACUGGUAAUGGCAGAGCUAGGUUAUCAAGUAGAACAUGUGAGGUCAUUCCCAUUUCUUUGGCAGUUCCAGCCAGAUUGGUAAGGCAUAAUCUUUCCCAAGGAUGCCCCAGUACCCCCUGACCAUGUGACCCUGUGACCAUAUAUCCUUUUUAUGGCAGUCCUGCGUUCACUCCGGACCUUCCUCACUGGCCUUGAGGGAACAAGACCCUCUCUAUAACAAUUCUGUAUACAAAACAAGAGGUCCUCAAAGGCAGGCAGCUGUUCCCACUGGUGACAAGGAAGAGGUUAGUUACUACCUAGGCCUGAUAGUUCUGGGCCCUCUCUUCUAAGUGAACUAUCAGGACUGAGCUGCCUAGAUCAUCAUGAAUCAGAACCUAGAAGAUCAAUAGGUGACUGUAGUCUACACUCAAUGUUUUCUUCAGGAGGAAAGGAAAGUUCCUAUAUCAAAACUGAUUUCCAAAGUAGAGUUUGUCCUUUCAGAGGCAUAGCCAUGAUUUAGGCAGAUGUGUCUAGCAUGGUUCAACAUGGACAUUCCACAGGGUCAGGAGAUGGGUCCAGAGGUGAAGAGUAGAUCUUUGGUGGCUGGAAGGGGACACCUGCUCAGCUGUGGGAAGGGGAGCAGCUCCAGAGAAGCCAGAUUUUGCUGCUCAGCUAGGUCCAUCUUCCUGGUCUAGGGGGACUUCCUUGAUCCUUUCUGAGUAAUUGAGGGGAUUUAUACUAUAAAAUAUGCCUGUGAGCCAAACAGGCUUAUGGAAAGAUUCCCUAUUCACACAAAAAUCAAAGCUCUCCCUUCCCCAACUCCAGUCUCUUCUAGAAAAAAAGGACCAUGAUUAAACUGACUUGACAUGGAUUUCAUGGCAGAGAUGUGUUGCCUGUGAUGAUACAAAACAGAGGUAAAACUAACUCCAUUAAACAUCAGGUCUCUUGUCUGUUUUCAUAGCACUGAUGGUACUGUUGUAUUUAUUACCUAAGAGACUACAACACAUCUGGCUUUCCUCUCAGUAGAAUGGUAUUUGCCUUUGUUAGAGAAUAGUUUCAUCUGUUUGGUACAGUCCAGAAUAUAGCUGCACUCUAAUUUCCUUGGUUCUGUUUUAGAUGGGUUGUCUGCAUGGUGGUAAAAUAAGCAUCUUCCUCUUGCCUACAUCUUCUGGAAGUUUUCCUGAUUAUGUAUAAACUCCUUAGGUAAGGCUUUUUCUUGCUGUUUUGCUGCGUAGUUCUCUACGUUUCCAUGAGCAUUCACUCCGAAUGGAGAGGGGUGAGAUGGGAGCGGGGCUGAGGAGGCCUAGCGGCUCAAGCAGAAGGUGAAGCUCCCACUCAUCAGAGUGAAAGGACUCCCUGCACCGGCUGAUCAGCAGUGAGGAGGGGAAGGUGAAAACCCUUCUCACACAGAGGACACCAGAGCCUCAAGGAAUCCGUGUCCCCACAUUAACAACCCUGGGGUUCAUCUGUUCAAACCAGAAAACUUCUGAACUUCCUGGAUCAGCUCCAGGCCUCACAGUUUGGGACAAGUGACCAGUAAGAAAGUGCCAUUGCUAUGCUUUCUGUUGGAAACUAUUAGAAAUCACACUGAACUCCAAACCCCACUGGAACAUGGGAUCCAGAAGCCCGGCCAAGCCUUGUGCUGUUCUCAUUUUCAUCCUUCACUCUCAGGACUGCCUUUGUGAGGAGGCACUGUUGGGAUUCCAGAAGUUUUCUGUUACAACUGGCCACACUUGCUAGCUCAUUGUCUCUGCAUGCUCUGUUCCUCACAGAAGCUAGCUCUUAAUUAGUAUUUAUUUUGGACUCGUUUAUGGUAUAAGCUUAGUGUUCUAAUGUAUUAAUUUUUGGAAAGGGCCAAGUUACUCUACAUCAUAUUUUUUGAGCCUGUGUUGCUGAUCCCUCGUGCAGUGACCACCGAGUAACUAUAUAUCCAUGUGUUCGAUAUUGAUUACAUCAUUUGCAUCACACUCAGUAUUUGGAAUUAAUGAUGUGAAUGUUCUGUGACCAGAGCUGGGUUUGACACCAGUGGAAUCUGCUCCUGGGGAAUACGAAUCCUGAAAACUCUGGUCACCUGAUCCACUGCAUCUGGAUUGAGUGUAUUUUAACAGAGAAAGAAAUUAAAUGAUUUUAUACAAAAAGAAUGGGUCUAUAUUUUCCCUUUGUUCUUUUCCUCUUGCUCAUGUCACCCCUGGGCACCACGUCCUUCCUCACUGCCUUGGAGCCACCUGGGACUAGAGGCCUACUCUCCUCUGUUCCAGCCUUCCCGAAUCCGUCACUGGAACUGUUGGUGUUAAGAACAACAGAGAACUGGUGGCAUCACCAAUUCCACAGGCCUCUUCCAUCAGGGAAAGCCAGCUGCCAUGUCGGUCCAACCAACCCUGCAAACUCUAAGAUAACCCCAUGGAGAAGAGAAGCAAACAUGCAGAGGAGAACCAAACAACUGAGCAGGCAGCAAGAACUGAGAACCCAGACAUAAAAUCUAAGCCCAGCUGUGCAGACCACCCAAGCCG
Messenger RNA from Enhydra lutris kenyoni (northern sea otter), 5010 nucleotides. RefSeq names its product DnaJ heat shock protein family (Hsp40) member C18. The record is from RefSeq and is a predicted model, not a curated record. Gene Ontology annotation, biological process: cellular response to misfolded protein. Gene Ontology annotation, cellular component: endoplasmic reticulum membrane. Gene Ontology annotation, molecular function: Hsp70 protein binding. The transcript has 9 exons. The coding region runs from base 269 to 1345 and encodes 358 amino acids. NCBI's taxonomy places the organism in Eukaryota, Metazoa, Chordata, Mammalia, Carnivora, Mustelidae.